This is a messenger RNA of Topomyia yanbarensis, 4868 nucleotides long. Its product is annotated as opsin, ultraviolet-sensitive. The record is from RefSeq and is a predicted model, not a curated record. Gene Ontology annotation, cellular component: membrane. Lineage: Eukaryota; Metazoa; Arthropoda; Insecta; Diptera; Culicidae. Gene Ontology annotation, molecular function: G protein-coupled receptor activity. Gene Ontology annotation, biological process: G protein-coupled receptor signaling pathway; visual perception. The transcript has 7 exons. The coding region runs from base 752 to 2206 and encodes 484 amino acids.
UCAGCUCAGUUCACUACGAUCUCUCGUCCUGUGCGGAUCCAAAACCCGGAACGGUGUGCAUCAGGAGGAAGGUCUACCUCUUCCGUUCGAGCAUCUCGCGAGAACCAGCAUACGAUUACGGGAUAAACAAUUAGCUGAGCCAAUUAGAAAUUUGCGCCUUUCGCGAGUUACGUAGUGUGGUGAAACACAUCCGCGCGUACUUCCGAAGUGGCUAACCAAAGAUUAGAAUAUUAUCGAGCAAACGGAAACGAGUGUUAUUAAAUCGAAGCGUUUCGGAAGCUGUGAGAAAUUAUCCAUAAUCCCCGCUCAGUUCGCGGAAGUGGGCGGAAAAGUUGAAGUGUAUAAAUUAGAAUUACGGUUACACGGCACGCGGCCGUGUCAAGCGUGGACUGAUUGAGCGUGACUAGUUUGUGUGCUUUUCUAGUGAAUAGAGUGCAGGAACCGUGGCCUCUUGGCAUACACAAAGAACAAGUGGAGGUGGUUUUUCCUGAUUUUGGAUUACAGUUUGGUCGUAUCGGAGUAUGUAUGCACAUUUGCUGAAGCAGUAGCGGAUUGUGCACUUUGCGGUUAAAUUGAAUUUCUCUUUCUAAGAGCAGCUGUCACAUCCGUUGCCGCUCGGAUGGACAUUCCGGUUGAUAUGUGGCACAGCUGGUAAGCAAAUCAUAGAAUCAUCUUUUGCAUGCGAGAAACACAAACCCACACACACACCUGUCGCCACCGACUGAUCCCUGACUAGUAGUAACAGGACAACAUGGCAAAACAAACGAAUCCGGCAGCAGCAGCAGUAGCGCUGUUUGUGCUGUGCGAAAUCAUUGCACACAUCAGUGCUAAUAAUGAUGAUUUCACAAACAGGUCAACAGUUGUACGGUCCAGCCAGCUUCCGGUGCUGCUCAAAGAUGACAAUUUGCGGUGGUCGUCGAAGAUGAUCAGCUCACUGCAGACGGUCGGUGCGAUGGGUGGCAGCACGAAUGAUGUACUACCCAAGGACAGUGGUGAAGGGACGCGGUCUCAGCUGAACGGCGAUGCGGUCGCUGCGGUUGUUAAUGCUAGUGCACUGUGGAGUAAAUACUUCUCCCAGUCCGGCUACUGGGGUCCACCGGUAGAGGACACCCUGCGGGAACGGAUCGAUCCGUUCUGGUUGCAGUUCGAGCCGCCCUCGGCCACCGCUCACUACGUUAUCGGGAUAAUCUUCUUGAUUAUGACCUUAUUUGGUCUGGGCGGAAACCUGCUGGUCAUCCUAAUGUUCUGCAAGUUCAAAUCAUUACGAACACCAGCCAACUAUCUGGUCAUCAACCUGGCCGUUGCUGACUUCCUGAUCAUGUUGGACUGCCCGCUGUUUGUGUACAACAGCUACCAUCAAGGACCCGCAACCGGAAACUUGAUGUGCACGGUGUACGCCCUGCUGGGAGCCCUCGGUGGCACCGGAGCCAUCGUAACCCUAACGAUGAUCUCAAUCGAUCGCUACAACGUGGUCGUCUAUCCGCUAAACCCGAACCGAUCGACCACCCGGCUGAAGGUGAUCCUUAUGAUCGUGUUUAUCUGGAUCUACGCGUUCACAUUCGCCGGCAUCCCGAUGCUGGAUAUCGGCCUUAGCCGGUACACCCCGGAAGGCUACCUGACGGCAUGCAGUUUCGACUAUCUGGACCGAUCCUGGAACGCCCGGGUUUUUAUGUUUCUGUAUUUCAUCUUCGCCUGGGUUGUACCAUUCCUGUCCAUCACGUUUUGCUACGUGGCGAUCCUGCGAGUUGUCAUCGGUUCGCGUAGCAUUCAAUCGAGUAAGAACAAAAACAAGACUGAAAUAAAACUGGCCGGAGUGGUGAUUGGGAUCAUUGGGCUGUGGUUCAUAGCGUGGACACCGUACGCCGUUGUAGCCAUGAUGGGUGUGUUUGGCUACGAGAGUAUGCUGACCCCAUUGGGUUCGAUGGUUCCCGGUUUGUUUGCGAAGGUAGCCUCCUGCAUCGAUCCGUACUUCUACGCAAUGAAUCAUCCGCGGUAUCGCCAGGAACUGCGGCGUAUGUUUGGAAACAGUCGGGAUAUUAACUCGCAGUUUCAAACAUCCCGGUACACGCGGGGCACCUCGCGGAUGGCUGAUUCGGAUGGUGGCCACAGCGAACGGGUUCAGCUCGGACCGUCAACAGCGGCUGACGAUACUUCGCUGUCCGUUUCGAUUGAUCUGACGGAGAGCCGGACCAACAAUAAUCACUAGGGACGGCGUUCCGCCCGGUAGCACAUCCGAUUUACCUACAGGAAGCCCGGGAACGAAGAAACGGAGUUGUGAAGGAGAUGAUGUGAACGAAAACAUUGUGGAAAGUGCCUUCUUGUGAUAAUAUUUAAGUAUGGUAGAUGUUUGAUGAAGGAGAAAACUAAUCGUUUCGAUCUGUCGAAGAGCUGCAAAUCUACGGAUUUGCUUUAUUCCAUUUCUACAUUUAGACCCUUUUUAUGGUUACUAGAAAAAUAACUUCAUGGUUUAAUUGAAUGCCCUUUAUUCUACUACCAGGAACAAGUAUUUUAAUAAAAAUACAGACUUAGCUGAUUUUGAUACUCGGACCAAAGUAAUAAUUUACAUCUAUUUUUAUCUAUUUUAAACUUUCACCCUAUUGCAACAUAUUCCAUAUUCCAUUCAUCUGAUGCUACACCGGUGUAGUGCCGGGUUGAAAUAUGUCCUCAUCAAAGAGAUAGACUGUGCGAUAAAGAUAGUUUUCAGUUCUUGCCCGACGAGUUAGCGCUACAAAAAAUCAUGUAUAGAGGGUCGGACCGCACACAUAAAAGAACAAACAAAAAUCUUACGGUUUCCCUUAGGCGCAGCCAUCAUUACAUUUUCCGUUUGUGAGUGUAAUGAUCAUUCCAAAUUUACGCUCCUGUCUACAAACGCUUAUGAGUGUCCAGUUUGGACUAGAAACGGUGAAAAAGCGGUAAAUGUGUCAAAAAAGGUAGAGAUCACUUAUCUUUAUAUUUGUUUCCGACGAUGCACCAAUCCAGCUUAUAUAGCUGGCUAUUGUUCAAUCCUCACUGCACGAACAAAAGGCUGAGGAAUGUGGCGUUGAAAAAUGAAACAUAAAGCGAAAUCGAAACAAAGCGUACACUCGAACUAUCUGAGAGUUACGGUACGAAUGGCGGUAUUGUUCCACAGCGAUCAUUGACUUUAAAAACGCGUGGAAUUCGCCCGCCAGUGCGGGAAGUGGAGUGCUUGUUAAAAGUGAAAAUGUGUAUGAUAUUUACCUCAAAUUAGCUUCAACUAGUUCGAAAUCUGGUACUAAUACACUUCAAAACUGAUAUCUCACUAGAUAAAUUUAUCUACUAUAACAACAAGAAACAUGGUACAUGAUUCAUGUCGCAAUACGGCAAUGUGGACUCCACGAAAGACGACAUUUGGAUGAAUUUCUUCCCCGGCAUUCCCAACGAUGUUCCGAUGAUGAUAAUGCGACUAAACUGCUCUAUAUCUUCCUAUAUGACCCUGAAGCACCCUAUGCACAGACUACACUGUGCACAUAUGACCAACAGAUUGCCUCGCAUCUAUUUUGUGAGCAAUCUGCACACUAUGGAAAAUCGUGCCUGGAAGCCGCCAAGAAAAAAAAAACAUCAACCGAAAUCAGCAAACACAUCCAAACCGCAUCUCCCAAACCUUGGGCCUGUAAGAUUCUAUAGUAACAUAUUGAAAAUAAUUUAUAUUUAUUUGUUUUAAUUAAAAAAGACACAUGGCUCCGUUACGAUCAAUUACCAAUUCGAAACUCAAAUAUUGUAACUAAUUUAGUUAAAGGUUUUGUGCUCUUCACGCGCAAAGAUGGUUUUAAACAAUUUUCUCCUUGAUGGAGAAAAAAUAGUUUUUACUUAUUUCUUCUCCACUGAUUAUGUCAUAUGGAAGGAUGGGAAAAAAUUUAGCACAGAAUAAUCGGAGUGACAUCUCACGUUAAAUCGAUUCAAGCCAGGUGAUGCGAAUAUUUGUACGCAAAAGAACAAAACUAACAUCAUGUUAUUUCGUAUGCCAUAAGUAACCAUAAGCAUUAAGCCAUAUCAUGUGAGAACGAAACCCCAUUAAGGAUAUUCAUUACAACGCAUUAGAACAGAGUCAAUUAUAGUUUCAAACAGAUUUAUUUUUAUUUUAAAAUUGUUCCUUUUUGCUCACCAUACCGAAAGGAAACAUAAGAAAUGGUUUUAAAACCAUGGCGGACAAUGACAGCCAACUGAAGCUUUCUAAUAGCAUUAGUAGUGCCAAUUCAAAUUUGACAUUCGUACGCUGGCGCUAUAUAAUAGCAUUAGUGCUGCAAAAACGAGCUGUCAAUCUCUGCACAGUAAUAGCACUAUAUUUCGCCUUUUCUGGCAUAAUACCAGCAUUAUAUCAGUAUUUAGGGCUUUACGGCUCUAUAAUACUGCUUUAUAUCUGGAUUUAAAGCAAAUAUUAGGCUACGUUAUAAUGCUUAUUGGUUACUUGGGGCGUCUGGGGUUUUUUAUUCAAAUCGUUUAUUUGAUAAGGCACGUUGCGUUAGCUUAAAGGUGCCAAUUUUGUUUCGUUUUACAUUUUAAAUUGCUUAAAACUAGGGGAUUACAUAUUGAUUUUUUUUAAAUGAAACUAAUGCGAUUUUAUAGCUAUCUUAUAUAUCUACACAAGGGGAUAAUAUUAUUUUCGUAAGAUUAGGGGGGUCAUUUAGUUUUUGUGGCAAUAGGGUUUGACAUUUUUAUCAGUGAGAUUAUUGGAGCAAAUAAUGUUUAACUAAGGGGGACAAUUUUUUACGACUAUCUUAAAAGUAGGAAUAACUAGAGGGCAUGAUUGAAUUUUGUAAAGAUUCGUAAUUAUAGUUAUUUUUGUGAUUAUAUAAUAUAAUAGUUAAAACUAGAAGAGACAAGAAGAGCUAAAUGCUUCGUGAUGAUAU